AUGGAUGUGUACGUUACCUUAAGGUUUCACCAUGGUGGAAAACUACAACAAAAACCUCGUAUUAAGUAUGAAGGAGGUAUUGUCACUGAUUGUUUUGAUGUAGAUGUUGAUAAAUUGUCCUACUUUGAAUUUGUUGAUAUAGUUAAAGAAAUUGGCUAUAACUGUUCUGCUUGUGUUGUUUAUAUUAAACCACCUAAAUGUCGACGUGUUGUUGAAGUUAAAAGUGAUAGGGAUAUUAUGGGUAUUAAGGCAUUCAAAGUUGGAGCUAGAAGAUGUAUAGGAUUUGAUGGUUGCUUCUUGAAAGGUGUUUCUAGAGGUCAAUUACUUGUGGUUGUUUGUAAGGAUGGGAACAACCAAAUGCUACCACUAGCAUGGGCAGUUGUUGAGGUUGAAAACACAUUCACUUGGAAAUGGUUUAUCAAGCUUGUAAGACAUGAUCUUGAGCUAGGAGAUGGAACAGAAUUGACAACCAUUACUGAUAUGCAGAAGGGUCUUGACAAAGCUAUUCAAGAUCUUCUGCCAAAUGCAGAACAAAGAAUGUGUGCAAGACAUGUUCUAGCCAACUGGUCUAAGAAUUGGAAAGGCAUUGAAAGAAGAAAUUGUUUUUGGAGAUGUGCCAAAUCUACAUAUGAACAAGAAUUGAAAAGAAAUUUGGAUCAUAUGGAGAAGUUAGGCACUGGAAUAUGUGAUGACUUAUUGUGGUACAAUAUAGAGAGGUGGUCUAAAUUAUACUUUAAGUUUUUCAGUUGUUGUGAUAGUGUUGACAACAACAUGGCUGAAAGCUUUAAUUCAUGGAUUUUGGGGCCAAGACACAAAACUAUCAUCACAAUGCUUGAAGAAAUAAGGAUCAAAGUGAUGAGAAGAAUAGGACAAUUGAGGGAGUUCUGUGAUACUUGGAUAACAAACAUAUCUCCAAUGCCCCUAAAAGUAUUGACAGAGAACACAACAAAGUCAAUGAAGUGUAACCUUGAAUGGAAUGGUGAAUAUGGUUUUGAGGUUAAAGACAGCUGGGAUAACACAUUUGUUGUGAAUCUAGGCAAUCAAACAUGUACUUGUAGAUCUUGGAUGCUAAGAGGUAUACCUUGUUGUCAUGUUAUAGCUGCACUUCAUUUUAGAAAAUUGGAGCCCAUUAACUAUGUUGCACAUUGGUAUAGCAAGGAGACUUAUCUCAAGGUCUAUAGUCACUACAUUCAACCAGUUACUAACAUGAAAAUGUGGCCACAGUCGGCCAACCCUUCUGUUAUACCACCUGUUAUAAAAACACUACCAGGAAGGCCUAGAAAGUGUAGGAGAAAGGAGCAGAAUGAAAACAAAACAGGAAAAUUGUCCAAGAGAGGUGUUGAGAUGACCUGCAGUUUUUGUCAUGCAAAGGGUCAUAAUAAGACGGGUUGUCAUUUGAAUAAUCUAAUGCAGGCAGAGGAAGAGGAAUGGGGAGAGGAUGUGAGCCUAGUUCAACAAGGUCAAGUGUUGGUUCUUCUAGAGCACCAACUGAAUCACAAUCAAGCAUAA
Solanum tuberosum (potato) is the source of this 1509-nucleotide messenger RNA. RefSeq lists its product as uncharacterized. The transcript is spliced from 3 exons. Gene Ontology annotation, molecular function: zinc ion binding. Lineage: Eukaryota; Viridiplantae; Streptophyta; Magnoliopsida; Solanales; Solanaceae. The record is from RefSeq and is a predicted model, not a curated record. Bases 1 to 1509 code for a protein of 502 amino acids.